CGCAAACACGACACUAUUCUAUUAUAUUCACACCAAGCGUUGAAGGAAACAUGGCAUUGCGCAGAGCUGCAGGCGUCAUAUGAAAAGGCUCCAACCCGAAUCUACUGGCAAGCACGACUGGUUCUGCGUCGAGGUGGUGGUAACAGCGCCAUGACUGGGCAUGGCCUCGCAGCAGGCAUCUCGUGGACCGAAGUACCUACCCACCUCCUACAUGCUGAACUGCGCCGGCGACAGCAACAGCAACAACAGGAGCGGCCGACUUGCGGGACCAAAGGCAACCAUGGAAAAUACAACACGCCCUUGCACGUCUUCGCACUGUUUUUGAUCCUAGCCUUGAGCACCGCGGCUUGCUCCUUCCCAAUCGUCGUCAAGCGCUUCCCUGGCGUCCCUGUGCCGCACCAAUUCCUCUUCCUCUCAAGACACUUCGGUACCGGUGUUCUUAUAGCGACCGCCUUUGUUCACCUCCUCCCUACAGCCUUCGAGUCUCUCACCGACCCAUGCCUACCUCAUUUCUGGAACAAAGGCUACUCGGCCAUGCCGGGCUUCAUAGCCAUGACGUCCGUCUUCGUGGUUGUGGGCAUUGAGAUGUUCUUCGCAUCAAGAGGCGCUGGACAUGUGCAUUCGACCGACUAUGAGUCUUUGGGAGCAAACACACGUCCACCUCACAAACGGAGCCACAGCUUCGGGAGAUACAGCAACGGCACCACAAGACCCAACGGCCUUGUUCCGCCCGUCAUGCUACAUGACUUGGAGUCCUCGGCCAAUCUGAUGGCAGGUCGAUCACCUUCCCUGUCGCUCAACUCGCCUGCGACGCCGAUUGCGCCUAGCAGCCGCAUAAUGCGGGAUUCCUUGGACGAUGACGAUGAAGAUGACUCAGACCUCGACAUCAGGCCAGACGAACUCGGGCCUCAAGACGCCGACGACUCGGAAGACGAGUCGCGUCUGCUAUCGGAUCCAAACUCCCGCAAGCAACCCCACCAUCCCCACGGCGACUCCACAGGGGCUUCUGAAAAGACGGAGGCACAGAAUAAGAAACAGCUACUGCAGUGUCUCUUACUCGAGGCCGGGAUCCUCUUCCAUAGCGUCUUCAUCGGCAUGGCUUUGUCAGUGGCCACAGGGACAUCAUUCGUUGUUCUUCUCGUAGCCAUCUCCUUUCAUCAAACCUUCGAAGGCUUCGCGCUCGGAUCAAGAAUUAGCGCUGUUCGUUUCCCGGCUGGCUCUCCGAAACCUUGGUUGAUGGCCCUUGCUUACGGGACCACUACACCGAUCGGGCAAGCAAUUGGUCUGGCCAUACACACGUUAUACGAUCCCGCAAGUCAAGCUGGCUUACUUACCGUAGGGUUCAUGAACGCCAUCUCGAGCGGGCUGCUCCUAUUCGCUGGCUUGGUGGAGCUACUUGCUGAAGAUUUCCUGAGCGACGAGAGCUAUGUCACCCUACAGGGAAAGCGACGCUUGCAAGCAUGCGCCAGUGUCGUAGCAGGGGCAUUGUUAAUGGCAUUGGUUGGCGCAUGGGCAUAGAACUUUUGUCAUUUGAGCAUUUCCCGCGGGUUACUUUGCAUCCACAUGGCGCUGUGGCUGAUUGAAUGCAGAUUCUGGCUUC
Molecule: messenger RNA, 1600 nt
Organism: Cucurbitaria berberidis CBS 394.84
Lineage: Eukaryota; Fungi; Ascomycota; Dothideomycetes; Pleosporales; Cucurbitariaceae
Product: Zinc/iron permease
Exons: 3
Coding region: 151-1518 (455 amino acids)
Biological process (GO): zinc ion transmembrane transport
Cellular component (GO): plasma membrane
Molecular function (GO): zinc ion transmembrane transporter activity
Source: RefSeq, a predicted model, not a curated record